UGAUCUAAAAAUUCGAUAAUUUCCUUUCGAACUAAGAACAGUUGUUAAAAAACAUUAGCUGCUAUGACGACGGUCACAAAGACUCGUCAGUGACGGCCGCCAAGGGAGGAAUCACGUUAGUGACAGCGGCACUGUCCUUGUCGUCAGUUAUGCGUAUCCUUGCCUGGCGCGUUUAAGAUGCAACGUUCUGGUGACUUAGAGAAGUCUUUCCAGCCAGCAGCUGGGCGGAUGAAUACAGUUCACUUAAUGGGAUGUUGUGCUGGACCAUGGAGAGAUGAGGUCUUACCGAGGGGUAUCUCCAGUGUAACACCUAGAACACAUUGGACACCUUGGACAUCACCGACAGCACAACUUGGACAUCACUGACAACACAACUUGGACAUCACUGACAACACAACUUGGACAUCACUGACAACACAACUUGGACAUCACUGACAACACAACUUGGACAUCACUGACAACACAACUUGGACAUCACCGACACCUUGGACACCUUGGACAUCACUGACAACACAACUUGGACAUCACUGACAACACAACUUGGACAUCACUGACAACACAACUUGGACAUCACUGACAACACAACUUGGACAUCACUGACAACACAACUUGGACAUCACUGACAACACAACUUGGAUAUCACCGACAACACAAAUUGGACAUCACUGACACCUUGGACAUCACUGACAACACAACUUGGAAAUCACUGACAACACAAAUUGGAUAUCACUGACACCUAGGACAUCACUGACAACACAACUUGGAUAUCACCGACAACACAACUUGGAUAUCACCGACAACACAAAUUGGACAUCACUGACACCUUGGACAUCACUGACAACACAACUUGGACAUCACUGACAACACAACUUGGAUAUCACCGACAACACAAAUUGGACAUCACUGACACCUUGGACAUCACUGACUACACAACUUGGAAAUCACUGACAACACAAAUUGGACAUCACUGACACCUUGGACAUCACUGACACCUAGGACAUCACUGACACCUAGGACAUCACUGACACCUUGGACAUCACUGACACCUAGGACAUCACUGACACCUAGGACAUCACUGACACCUAGGACAUCACUGACACCUUUGGCAUCACUGACACCUUCGACUCCCCGGUGGGCGGAACUGAGUUAAUAUGCUACCUUGUGUCGCUAACACGCGCUGGAUGCCAUUGGGGCAACCAAUGAAGAUACUGGGAGUUAUCGUCAUCUACAUGUGCCUUGCCUACGGUGCCUUUUUGUACAAAAAAUUCAGUUGGAGACCAUAUAUUGUUGCCAUGGAUACCAGACAAGCCAGAAUCAUGGAUAGUCAAGUCCAGAACGAAAACAAAUCAUCAACGGUUCCAAAAUCAGCAACCACUAUGAUUCCCGGCGGUAAGACACAAUCAGCAGUCAGUCACUCACACACGUCAAUAGCAGCAAGUAACGGAAUGAAACACGGGGUUAAACCAGGGGAGAAAACAUGGAAAGAGAUGCCAAUUCUCACGCCUCAGUUUAUUGGUCGCCUUGGCAACGCUAUGUUUGAAUACGCCUCCACGUACGCCCUCGCGAGAGCGACGAAUAAGUCUCUGUACAUUGCCAGGAGCCACGCCCUCAACCGCCUGUUUCCCCUGGACUCGGAGACCGUGACGUUUCAGGGGUGUGGCGGGUGGCAGCCGGUCUCCGCCCCCUGCUGUCUCUACGACCCACAGCUGGCGGCAAGGCUCGACAGCAGGACUUGUCAAAGUGUCGGCGGCUUCCUCCAGUCGUGGAAGUUUUUUCACCCUGUCGAGGAGAGCAUACGAAGACAGUUCACCUUCAAAACUUCCAUUGCUGACAAGGCUGCUAAGAAAUUGUUCUCUGUGAGACUCGAGUUCUUUACAAGGAUGAAGGAUGCUUCACGGAUGACCACAAAACUGUCAAACGCUACAGAAGACUUGAAACAAGAUGGACACAGGAUUUUAAAUGUGUCGACCACUCCGCCCGUGAACCUGACCUAUAUUGGGGUGCAUGUGAGACGAGGGGACUAUAUAGCGUCACUCAGUAAACGCCAGGGACGUACCACUCCACCAGCGGAGUACUACAUCCAUGCGAUGAACUAUUUCCGAGCUAUAUACCCCAAUGCUUUGUUCGUUGUUGGGGGAGAUGACGGAAGUUGGGUGAAUCGUAAUAUCGCCGCCGUUGAUGUCGUUGUGCUGCAGAGGGAGUUGCCGGAAGUGGACCUUUGUGUUUUGAGCAUGUGCAAUCAUACUAUCAUGAGUGUCGGGAGUUUUGGUUGGUGGGCAGGUUUCCUGGCAGGGGGGACAACUGUGUAUUAUGACCGUCCGUUCAGAAACAACACGUCUAUGUCCAAAUGGUAUGCUAAAUAUAAUUCCGAAUUUGCGUACCCGGGAUGGAUAGCUAUGAUUUGAAGUGAUGGUUUGUGACUGAUAGAAGGCAGCCCUUGUUUCUCCUUUCUCUCAGGACAAGACAUCUUUGUGGCGCUUCUCGAUAACUGAAGACUCAUGAAGAUCCGGGAUAGAAUAGGUCAGCGACUAUGCUUGUCUUAAGAGGCGACUAACGGGAUCGGGUGGUCAGGCUCGCUGACUUGGUUCAUGCAUGUCAUUAUAUCCCAGUUGCGUGUAUCGAUGUUCAUGAUAUCAAUCACUGGAUUGUCUGGUCUUGACUCAAAUUAUUUAUAAUCGUCAUAUUCUGUCAUAUAGCUGAAAUAUUGCUGAGUGCGGCGUUAAACAACAACAAAAAACACACGCACACACGCGCACACACACGCACACACACACGCGAUAAUUGAGAACAGAAGUCACAGGAGUAUUGCCCAGUGCCCAACCACACGUGUGCCUUAGCCCUACAAAUGCAAUUCCUGAAGACCUUUCGUGCAAUAGUUGAACACCUGUGUAAUCCCCGAGACAAGGGUUAUGCUCAACAUAACGCCUGUAUCCAAGUUGGUGAAGUUCGAGGACACUUGUCUACUGAAACAUUCAGUGCAAUAGUUGAACACCUUUGUAAUCCCCGAGACAAGGGUAAUGGUCAACAAAACGCCUGUAUCCAAGUUGGUGAAGUUCGAGGACACAUGUCUACUGAAACAUUCAGUGCAAUAGUUGAACACCUGUGUAGUGUUCAAGAGAUGCAAACCUAAAGACCAAGUUGAAGGCGUAUUUCCAAUGGAAGUGUGGUUCUCUAAGAUAAUAAUGAGUGAGUGAGUUGGGUUUUACGCCGCUUGGUCCUGCAGUAUUGGACGUGUGGGCAAAUGUUGAACAAACGUGCAUUGACUAUUUGGUGCAAAUGUUGAACAAACGCGCAUUGACUAUUUGGUGCAAAUGUUGAACAAUCAGGCAUUGACUAUUUUGUACAAAUGUUGAACAAUCAGGCAUUGACUAUUUUGUGCAAAUGUUGAACAAACGUGCAUUGACCAGUUGGUGCAAGUGUUGAACAAACAUGCAUUGGUCUAUUUUGUGCAAAUGUUGAACUAACGUGCAUUGACCAGUUGGUGCAAGUGUUGAACUAACAUGCAUUGACCAGAUGGUGCAAAAGUUGAACAAACGUGCAUUGACCAGUUGGUGCAAGUGUUGAACUAACAUGCAUUGACCAGUUGGUGCAAGUGUUGAACAAACAUGCACUGACCAGUUGGUGCAAGUGUUGAACUAACAUGCAUUGACUAUUUUGGCGCUAAUGCUGAACUAACAUGCAUUGACUGUUUUGUGCAAAUUUUGAAAAAACAUGCAUUGACUAUUUUGUGCAAAUGUUGAACAAUCAGGCAUUGACUUUUUUGUACGACCGUUGUUAUACUUCUCAAACGAGGCUUCUACAGUGGCAUGCAGUUACCUCCCUUGUUGUUUUCUUCGUGACUCAUGUGGAUUAUGGCUGUGUUUGAUUGAACGACUAAAAGAUAUGUUGCGACAAA
This is a messenger RNA of Haliotis rufescens (red abalone), 3895 nucleotides long. RefSeq names its product galactoside alpha-(1,2)-fucosyltransferase 2-like. The record is from RefSeq and is a predicted model, not a curated record. The transcript is spliced from 3 exons. Gene Ontology annotation, biological process: carbohydrate metabolic process. The coding region runs from base 1152 to 2405 and encodes 417 amino acids. NCBI's taxonomy places the organism in Eukaryota, Metazoa, Mollusca, Gastropoda, Lepetellida, Haliotidae. Gene Ontology annotation, molecular function: galactoside 2-alpha-L-fucosyltransferase activity. Gene Ontology annotation, cellular component: membrane.